AAAAGAAUUAAAAAAAAAAGAAAGAAAAAGGAAAACAAUUGAAUCGCAGAAGCGAAGAGCAAAAGGGAUCUCUCUGCAAUGUCGUCGUCAAGCGAUCCGUCGAGAACAACAGGGAUGGAGAGGAAGAAGAAAGCAGCUCCGAUCAAAUUCUUGGUGCCUCUCAUAUACGCGCCUGCUCUCCCUCUGAUUCGCUUGACCUUGAGGCAUCAGCCUGUUCUCAGAGACCGUCUCUUCGGUCUUGUCCUCGCCGGUGCUUUCGCUCAUGGCUUCUACCUCGUAACGGACAUAUAUGAUGCAGAGAGCAAAUGAAAAAAAAAAGAAGGGAGUUGCAGCCAUUCAUCUAGAGCUCAUCAUUUCUCAGAUGUCUUUCUGAUAUAAUAAAUAAAACUGCUUCUGUUUUUUUUUUAAAUUAAUUUUGUUACGAGAUUACAUUUUGCUCGUGAACCUGAAAUUGGAUUUGGUUUACGAAUCCAUUUGUCAUUUUGUUUCCUAAGGAGAAGUGUAUUCACACCGCUUUUUCAUUUUCAA
This is a messenger RNA of Raphanus sativus (radish), 528 nucleotides long. RefSeq lists its product as uncharacterized. The transcript has 2 exons. The coding region runs from base 79 to 309 and encodes 76 amino acids. The record is from RefSeq and is a predicted model, not a curated record. Gene Ontology annotation, cellular component: chloroplast. Lineage: Eukaryota; Viridiplantae; Streptophyta; Magnoliopsida; Brassicales; Brassicaceae.